Molecule: messenger RNA, 1526 nt
Organism: Rubroshorea leprosula
Lineage: Eukaryota; Viridiplantae; Streptophyta; Magnoliopsida; Malvales; Dipterocarpaceae
Source: the annotation of a GenBank genome assembly
GGAGUUCACUUCUCUCUUCAAAACAACACCGUCUACGACAUUUGUCAGACAACGAACCAUGGUAUCCGCCCUGAUUACAUGCGUGGCUCAAGCUACCUUCCGCUGCCUCCAUGAUUCUCCCAGAACUUUAGCCAAACAAACUCACCCCAUUUUCUCUUACCGAACAUACGCAUCUUUAAGUUUCUCCAAGAAGAGAUUAACUCUACUUCCCAAGACAAGACUCCGUUCAGUUUGCUUCUUCAACGCCGGAAAAGACUCCAAAUCUGAUUUCCAAGACAAGGAAACUGGAUUGGAAUGGCCAAUUCUCAAGCGAUGGGAGGUGCCAUGGGACUGGCCGACAGUUUCAUUAACCUCUCUAACGUGUGGAUUAAGUUUUGUUUUGACAGGAUUAGCUGAGACAGCAGCUAUACCAGAACUUGGGAUUAAAAUUGAAGAGCUAACGGUGGAUGAGAAGGCAGAGAUACUGUUUUUGGAUCAGAGCAUUACAACAGCAGUUGUACUUGGAGUUCUAUAUACUGUAGCUCAAACCUUUCAACCACUUCCCGAAGACAUAUAUCGCUAUGAUUUGAGGGAACCGUUCAAUCUGCAGAAAGGAUGGCUCUUGUGGGCAGCAGUUGGUUUAGUUGGUGCUGUUAUUGCCAUUGGGUUAACUGGAGCUGCCAUGUCCCUCUUUCAUGGUCAAGACCUGCAAAGAGAGACUGAUGCCCUAGUUCGCUUGCUUCCAUUGAUUGGAUCCUCAAGUAUCAGCACUGCUUGCUUGUUGGGCAUCACUGGUGUUUUAGCUCCAGUUCUUGAGGAGACAGUCUUUCGAGGGUUUUUCAUGGUGUCAUUGACAAAGUGGGUUCCUACUCCAAUUUCUAUAGUUAUCAGUGCUGCUGUAUUUGCUCUUGCACAUCUCACUCCUGGAGAGUUUCCCCAGCUGUUUGUGCUAGGCACUGCUUUGGGAUUUUCAUAUGCUCAAACUCGCAAUCUAAUGACCCCCAUUACAAUCCAUGCUUUCUGGAACUCUGGCGUCAUUUUGCUUCUUACUUUUCUUCAGCUGCAAGGAUAUGAUAUCAAGGAAUUGUUACAGGCAACCUGACAAGAAUAUGGUUUCUUUAAAGCAACCUGAUGAUGGGACUUGAGUUCCUUUCUGUUCCUAUAGAAUGGGCUCUGGAGCUUGUUUAGGGCGCCUUCUUAGCUAAUAUCAUGCAUACCUGGGAGAGAAUUUUCAGCAUCUCUGUAAAAGAGAUCAACAUGAGUUUGAUGGUUGGUGAAAGUACAUGCAUGCCUAUGUUAUUGGUUAAACUAUCUUUGAUUUAUGAUGCAGGAGAUGGGUUGCUUUAAACAGGCUUUGUUGUUUUUGGGUAUUUAUAGGAGUAUCAGGCAAUGUUUUUAAAAACGAACUGCACAUUGGUUAUUUAAAAUUGAACCAAAUUUUGGCCUUCAGUUCUCAAUGGGACUGUUAGAUAACAGAAGGCUCGUAUAGUUUAGAUUGUGUUGAAUUGUACAAAACUUACUUUUAGAAGUAAAGGCCUUAAGUGUUA